This is a messenger RNA of Chironomus riparius, 866 nucleotides long. Lineage: Eukaryota; Metazoa; Arthropoda; Insecta; Diptera; Chironomidae. The record is from the annotation of a GenBank genome assembly.
CAGCUUAUGUCUCAUUAUUUAGCAUUUCAUUUAGAGCUCACUUUUCAUUUAUUUACGAAAGUAAGACGUUCCGUUUCGUUCAGUUUCGAUUCUCUCUUCUCAAGUUGAACGUCAAAAAUAUUUCAAAAAUUAUGUGGAAGUACACAGUUUUUAUUAUCUCUCUUACGGCAAUUGCCAUUUGUGCUGAAACUGAGGAUGAAAAUACACUAAAAUGUCUUGUGAAUCAUCUCAAAUCAAGAAAUGUUCAAGAAAGUUUCUUUGACUCAAUAUCAAACAAAUUCUCAACACCUGUUGAUUGUCCAACCUUAAUUAAUGGACGAUUGGAAAGAGCACACAACAAAUUGGAAACAAAGCUUAAAUCAGAUGCCAAUUUUGCAAAAUAUGCUGACUGCAUUAUGACAAACCUAAAGAGAAAUGAUGCAAAUACGGAAAUUAUGUUGCGUCGAGAGGCAAUUAAGUUAAAUGGAGUUGGAGUUCAAAUAUGGAAUUAUUUCAAUCAGAAGGAAUAUUUGGAUAAAUUGAAGAAGGAAGUGGAGAACAACAUCAAUACCACAUAUAGAUCUAAAUGCGCAUAAAUAUGACUGUAACAUUAUUGACAUUCAAAUAAAGGACAUUUAAUGCUGUUCUAUGAGCGCCCUCGUAUGUCAAGAUUUGUUUGAACAGCUAAUGGACAUGUCAAUAAAGUAUCCAAUUUUAAGUCGGAUUUUGAUGUAUUAUUGUGUCAUUAUGAAAGACUUUCCCUUGCUUUUUAUUCUUCUAAUAUUCUAGUUCAAUGUUUGCUCUUUAAAUGACAAAUAAUGAAGUAAAUGAAUCGAGACCAUAAAACGAGAUACAGCACAGAAGUGAAGAAUUAACUUUAAAGAGAC